Perognathus longimembris pacificus (Pacific pocket mouse) is the source of this 2475-nucleotide messenger RNA. It is a transcript of the gene Rnf148, whose product is annotated as ring finger protein 148. The transcript has a single exon. NCBI's taxonomy places the organism in Eukaryota, Metazoa, Chordata, Mammalia, Rodentia, Heteromyidae. The coding region runs from base 1096 to 2007 and encodes 303 amino acids. The record is from RefSeq and is a predicted model, not a curated record.
AGGUAGCUAAUUAGAGAUGAGAGUCAUAUGGACUUUCCUACCCAGGUUGGCUUCAAACCAUGAUCCUUAGCUUUCAGCCUCCUGAGUAGCCAGGAUUAUAGACAUGAGCCACAAGCACCCAGCUGAUUUCUGCUAUUUCUAUGCUAGGGAAAAUAAUACACUGAGAUAUCAUCCUUGAAGGAUGAUUUGGCAAUGAUAAAGGCUUGGUGAUAAUAUGAUAGGAGUAGGAUUGUAUGUUUUUUAUUCUUCCAAUACAUGCUCUGUAAUUAGUAUUUAGGUUGACUGUUAGCAUCUGCUUCAGUGAUAAAGUUGAUGCCCCUGCAUCAUGCUAACCAUGUAUGAUUUUAUUAAGCUUCCCUCCUGCGGACUCCUUAGUCCUAAUAUUUGUAUCUAAUGUUGGAAGGGGGGUGGAAAUGAUUUUCUCCCACUCCCCACAGAAUGACAGAUUUACUGACAAAGAGCCAUACAUGAAAACUGGUGCUUGGUCAGAUACAUACACUAAUAUGAAUUAUUACUGUCUUUGCCUUCUACAAAGGAAGAACAACUUGCAUACCUUUCAAUCAAAGACAAAUAGCAGAACAUACCGUUUCAAUCAACCCAUACUUAAGGAAGAAAUUCCAGGAUUUUUCAGAAUGAAAUUUUGUCCAUUCAAUUUUUGCUUGAGAGUUUAUUUACUUUGAUAUCUACAUCAAUUUAAAUAAAUUCUGAGGAUAUACAUACAUCCCUAUGUGUGUAUACAGCUUCACUGCUUAGCAGCUUUUGACCAAUAAGAUGUCAGUAUGCAGUGCAAUAAUAGCACCUUUAGGAUUGGCUCAACUCCCUCUGAUGUCACAAUUUCCCCAUUAGGAAGUCAUAGUUUUCUUGAAAUCACAUUGUGCUAUUAAUAACUCUUGUUACCUUGUUUCACUGUAAGAAAAAUAAUCUACCAAAUAUUAAAAUGUUGGAAGGAGCAACAAAUCUUUGAUCCGUGAAGACCUUUUUCCCUUUUUGUGCUUCAGUAAUUUACUGCCAACGAUUGAAGUGAGAGCAUCUUUACUUUCUUUGACAACUAAUGUUUUGUUUUUCAUGUUGGAUAGUUAAUAGACAAAUGGAGGAAUGAGCCCACUUGGACGUACUCCGUCACCUCAUAGGUCUACUCUAUGUCGACUGUUGAGGCUUAGCAUCAUUCUACUGCUUAGCCUUCCUGAAUCUAAAGGAAAAGCAAUAUGGACAGCUCACCUGAAUAUAACAUUUCAGGUGGGAAACAGGAUUAUAUCGGAACUAGGAGAGAGCGGAGUGUUCGGGAACCAUUCUCCUCUGGAAAGGGUGUCUGGUGCGGUGGUGCUUCCUGAAGGAUGGAAUCAGAAUGCUUGUAAUCCACUGACCAAUUUCAGCAGGCCUGAACAAGCGGACUCGUGGCUGGCCCUCAUUGAACGGGGAGGCUGUACUUUUACUCACAAAAUCAACGUGGCUGCAGAGAAGGGAGCAAAUGGGGUGAUCAUCUAUAAUUACCCAGGUACAGGUAACAAAGUAUUUCCUAUGUCUCACCAGGGAACAGAAAAUAUAGUUGCAGUAAUGAUAGGGAACCUCAAAGGCAUGGAACUUUUGCACUUGAUCCAGAAAGGAGUCUAUGUGACCAUCAUCAUUGAAGUGGGAAGAAUGCACAUGCCAUGGCUGAGCCACUACAUCAUGUCUCUGUUUACCUUCCUGGCAGCCACAGUGGCAUACCUUUUCUUGUAUUGUGCCUGGAGACCCAGAGUUCCUAAUACUUCAAACAGGAGGCGAAGACAGAUAAAGGCUGAUGUGAAGAGAGCUAUUGGUCAGCUUCAACUUCGAGUGCUCAAAGAAGGAGAUAAGGAGCUGGAACCAGAUGAAGACAAUUGUGUUGUCUGUUUUGACAUAUACAAACCCCAAGAUGUAGUACGUAUUUUAACCUGCAAACAUUUUUUCCACAAGGCAUGCAUUGAUCCCUGGCUUUUGGCGCAUAGGACAUGUCCCAUGUGCAAGUGUGACAUUCUGAGAUCUUAAGAAAAUUGGAGAAUCUUCGGAAGAUGUAACCAGAUCUUUCUAAGGUGUAAGAUCAGAUGAAUUCUCUUGUUGCAACUUAAAGAAAAUUUCCACUUCAACUUCUCUACCCAAAUAUUAAAGAGGGUGAGAUCCAUGUGUUAAAAAUAAAACUCCAUAUUGUGCCAAACUCUCUGAACUGUUGUCUUUCAGAUUGGUUCUAGUUGUUACACAUUUUUAUCCAUGCAGAUAAGCACAUGAUUAUAAGCUAAAACAUUACUAAUUUUUAUCUUCAGAUUACCUGGAUUAUGACAUUGACACAAUGGGGAGUUAACUAAAUUUUAAGUUUCCUAAAAAUUAAUUCUUCUGUUUUUAUAUUUUGUUUAAUUUUUGGUUUCCAGUCAUUUAUAUUUACUCAAUUAAUUUAAUCAUAGGAUUAGAUUCUCCUUUAAUUUGCCAUAGUUAAUUAAUUUUUAUUAAUAACCUGGUUUC